Molecule: messenger RNA, 2419 nt
Organism: Tinamus guttatus (white-throated tinamou)
Lineage: Eukaryota; Metazoa; Chordata; Aves; Tinamiformes; Tinamidae
Source: RefSeq, a predicted model, not a curated record
UAUAAAAGGAAAGCUGCAGGAGCUGGGGGCUUAUGUAGAUGAAGAGCUCCCUGAUUAUAUUAUGGUUAUGGUGGCCAAUAAGAAGAGCCAGGAGCAGAUGACAGAGGACCUUUCCCUUUUCCUUGGAAACAAUACUGUCAGAUUUACUGUAUGGCUGCAUGGUGUUUUAGAUAAGCUGCGAUCUGUGACUACUGAAACAACUAGUGUAAAAUCUUCAGAAUCUAAUAUCUUUGAGAGCAACCUUCCUUCCAGCAAAAGCAGCUCAUGUGUGAGUGAUGAGAAGAGGCGUGAGGAUAUCCUGCCACCUCUUGCAGUUUCCAGCACUCGGACUGAAAGAAAUGACUCCAGAGUUUCGACUAGCUCACAGGAACAGAGAAAUACUACGUCACGCCAGUCUUGUGAAGAUGGUUCUGCAUCCCGCUUAACAUCUGCCGUGAAGCCUUUAAGGGAAUUGUCACCCUCUGAAGCUGUAAUCGACAUUAAACCCGAACCAGAUGAUCUAAUUGACGAAGAUCUGAACUUUGUACAGGAGAAUCCUUUGUCACGGAAGAAACCUAUUGUAACUGUAACUUACGGCUCUUCUCGUCCUACUGCUGAAAUCUACCGGCCACCAGCUAGCAGGAACUCGGACGGCCACGUGCACAGGUUGUCCCAACAGGGCAGCUUACAGGGGGGCCGGCAGUUGGAUGGGCAGAGCUGCCGGUCUUUGGACACAGUCCAGAUGUGCAACGCGGAAGCAUUUGGCAGCUUAGCAGAGAGUUACAGACCCACCUCCAAACUUUGUGCUGAUAAAGUAGGCAGUGAGGAAGAAAACUCCAGGAAGAGAAGGUUGCCCGUCGUAAGCUCAGUAGUCAAAGUGAAAAAGUUCUGUAAUGAUGGGGAAGAGGAGGAGGAAGAGGAAGACUACAGUUUGCGAAUAGGAAGCAUCUCCAGCAGUGUGUCGGUACCUGCAAAGCCAGAAAGAAGACCUUCACUACCACCUUCCAAACAGGCCAAUAAAAAUUUAAUACUGAAAGCAAUCUCUGAAGCACAAGAAUCAGUUACAAAAACAACCAAUUACUCUACAGUUCCGCAGAAACAGACUGUUCCAGUUGCACCGAGAACUCGAUUUGCCCCAGAAGAAUCUCAGUUAGAAGUAAUCCAUGUGCAAAGCAGACUUCCUGCUCUGAGUUCUCAGCUUCAAGUAGAAGAGCCAAAGGAACAGACAAUUGAACGAAUUCAAGGAGCUGAACAAAAGGAGCUCUCUUCUCGGCUCCAGAUUGACCCUGUGAUUGAAGAUACUUUGCAAGUGACUCAAGAUUACUAUGACACAGAAUCUGUGGUCCAUACGGAUACUAGGUCAUUUAUCCUGAAGAAGCCCAAGUUAUCUGAGGAAAUAAUGCCACAGAAUCAGCAGUUGGGAAAGAGGGCCACAGAGGCAAUACGAGCACUCUCAGGACGUCUAAUACAGACGCGAGAACAGCUUGCGCAGCCAGAGAAACCUGCUAGUCCCAAGUUCAUAGUGACGCUGGAUGGUGUGCCUAGUCCUCCAGGAUACCUUUCUGAUCAGGAAGAGGAAGAUAUUACUGAAGGAUUAAAGCCAAUUAUCCCAAAUAUGUGCACAGGCAGAGGAUUAAAAGGCCUUCGAGCACAGCAGAUGCAAAUUGUGACCAGGCAGCUGGAGAGCUCUGAUGUGGACUUGGAGCAGCUGGGUGUGCUGCACAAGGAGAAGGUGCUCGAGCGCUGCAAGUACUGGCCUGCCUGUAAGCACGGAGACGAGUGCGUGUACCACCACCCCACGCUGCCCUGCAAACUCUUUCCUAACUGCAAAUUUGCUGAUAAAUGCUUGUUCAUCCAUCCAAAUUGUAAAUACGAUGCAAAAUGCACCAAGCCGGAGUGCCCUUACACCCACGCCAGUCGGCGAACCCCGCUUCCAGCUCCAAAGCCAGCACCAUUACCCACACCACCCACACCCUCCGGUAAUCCCCUGUGCAAGUUUUUUCCUGCUUGUAAGAAAAUGGAAUGUCCGUUUUACCACCCAAAACACUGCAGGUUUAAUACUCAGUGUACAAGACCAGACUGCACUUUUUACCACCCAACUAUUGCUGUACCUCCACGCCAUGCCUUGAAAUGGACUCGAGCUCAGACGAGUGAAUAACUGUGAUACAGCUUGGGACUGAAAGUUGCCUCCUUUGGACAGUAGUCCAAGGAAGCCAAGGAAGAUUAACCACCAGGGAAACAGGACAAUAGAGAAAUCCACGUGUUUUGAACUUUUAAUAUGCAUUGUUUUCAUAAAAAUGAAGUUGAUUGCCUACUUGAAAUGUCUCUAAUUUUCCAAGUUUGUAAGUUGGAGCAGUUUUAAAUUUUUUUUACAUUGUAAGAAGAAAAUGCCUGUGUAAGAAAAGUUUUACUUUAAAUUCCAUUAAAAACUUUGGAAGCA